AUGGAAUUAUCAACUGACAGGCUCACGACACAAGGUCAACCCAUUGCCUUCCGCCCACGGCGUCUGCCUCCAGAGAAGCUGCUCACGGCGCGAGCUGAGUUCGACAGACUUCUAAAAACAGGUAUUGUAAAGGAAAAGAGAACUGCGCUGCAGCUCAGACGUGUGUCUGUCCCAAAUGUUCCAGAUGGAAUUUGGUGUGAUGUAGCAAAAGGAAUGGAGCAACCUUACAUACCAGAACAAUAUCGUCGCGAGAUUUAUGGUGCACUAUAUAACCUAUCCCAUCCAGGAGUACAAGCUACAGCCAAGUUAGUUUCCUCCAAAGUAGUGUGGCCUGGAAUACAAAAAGAUUGUCGCGCAUCGGCGCGUGCAUGCCUAACAUGCCAGCAUAAUAAAAUCAGCAGACAUGUCUUUGCACCUAUUCCUGACUUCCCAAUGCCAUCUGCAAGAUUUUCACAUAUACAUGUGGACAUUGUGGGCUCACUAUCAUGCUCUUCAGAACAAUGCUAUUUGCUCAGAAUCAUUGAUCGUUUUACCAGGUGGCCUGAAGUAGUUGUAAUACAAGACAUUUCUGCGGAGUCGGUUGCAAAAGCACUGUUGCAUUCAUGGUUCUCCAGGUUUGGCGUUCUGCAAAACUUAACAACAGAUCGCGGAAGGCAGUUUGAAAGCCAACUUUUCAAUGAACUUUUACUACUGUGCGGGUGCAACCACCUACACACCACAAGCUAUCAUCCAUCCAGUAAUGGAAUGGUGGAACGACUACACCACACAUUCAAAGCUGCAUUAACGUGUAGUUCCACUUCAUGGCUUGAAGCACUACCGCUGUUCUUACUCGGAUUGAGAACGGCCGUGAAGGAGGACUUACAAUGCUCUUCCACAGAAUUGGUUUAUGGCAAGCAAUUGAGGGUUCCUGGAGAAUUUAUCGUUCCAGCGUCUACACAGCCGUUCGGCGCUGAGCUAUGCAUGCAAUUCACGAGACAACUCAGCGUUAGAAUGAGAAACAUCAAACCCACUAACUCUGUCAGACAUGGAGACCGGAGAGUGUUUGUACAUAAAGACCUGCAAGCAACGUCCCACGUGUGGCUUAGGGAUGAUACAGUGCACCCGCCACUUGUUUUGCCUUACUCCGGACCAUACGGGGUAAUCACAAGAGGAAGCCACAGCUUCAAAAUCGAUAAGGAUGGUAAAGAAGAGACAGUCUCAAUUGAGCGGCUUAAACCUGCUUACACCAAAGAGGGUACACUCCUUCCUCGGUCUGCAAAAUCACCCUCAAACGUGGAGGCCAAAGAAACAGCAGAGAGUCUCGCCGAGCCCACGGUUUCAGAAGAGGACAACAAAGCAGCAAGUGCAGAACAGGAGCAGCCAUUGCCUGCACCAGAUGUUUUCACGAGAGCUGGUAGAAAAAUCAACCAUCGUGUAAUUAUCAACUCAGUGUGUAAUGGUCAUUGCCAUAGUAGAGCAAAAGUGAUUUCAGAUCUUACUGAAACAUUUGGUAUUGUAAUAAAUCAAGACCUGAUUGAACUUUUAUCAGUUACAGAAAUCUACAAUACCACCCAAGUUACUAACUAA
This is a messenger RNA of Schistocerca piceifrons (Central American locust), 1566 nucleotides long. RefSeq lists its product as uncharacterized. Gene Ontology annotation, molecular function: nucleic acid binding. The coding region runs from base 1 to 1566 and encodes 521 amino acids. Lineage: Eukaryota; Metazoa; Arthropoda; Insecta; Orthoptera; Acrididae. Gene Ontology annotation, biological process: DNA integration. The record is from RefSeq and is a predicted model, not a curated record. The transcript is spliced from 4 exons.